This is a messenger RNA of Orycteropus afer afer, 1755 nucleotides long. It is a transcript of the gene ANHX, whose product is annotated as anomalous homeobox. Gene Ontology annotation, biological process: regulation of transcription by RNA polymerase II. The coding region runs from base 1 to 1755 and encodes 584 amino acids. The transcript is spliced from 10 exons. The record is from RefSeq and is a predicted model, not a curated record. Gene Ontology annotation, molecular function: RNA polymerase II cis-regulatory region sequence-specific DNA binding; DNA-binding transcription factor activity, RNA polymerase II-specific. Gene Ontology annotation, cellular component: nucleus; transcription regulator complex. NCBI's taxonomy places the organism in Eukaryota, Metazoa, Chordata, Mammalia, Tubulidentata, Orycteropodidae.
AUGCCGCGUGGCCUGGACAUCCCUGCAGACUCUAUGGCCCUUGUGCCCAGGGGGCCGGGCCGGCAGCUGCUGCAGGAAGUGCCUGGGAUGUUAGCCACGGACGGCACUGCUGGCUUCGACAGCCAGUCUGCCUUCAAGAGCCCGGACGUGAGGCGGCAGGCCCUCGAGCCGUGGUCAGCGCCGGCCCCGCCCUCCUCUGUUGCAGCGCGGGCCCCGGGCCGAGGCGGGGUGCCGCGCUUCCUGGAGCUGCUGGAGGAGAACGGGGGCGUCUUCCCACCCCCCGCCGAGCUGCUGGCCCUGGCGGGAAGGCUGUGCCGGGAGCUCCGCGAUGACGUCGCCCGCGUGGAGCCCCUGGUGGAGGCCGUGCUGGCGAGCCCGCUGCGCCUCUACCUGCUGGACAGCGAGGCCGUGGUCCUGGUGUGCGCGCUCGUCCUGGCCGGCCGGGAGCAGUACCAGGCGGCCUGCCGGCUGCUGGAGGGUUGCCGGGUGCCGGGAGGCAGCUGGGAGCUGACGGAGCUCUGGAACGACAUCCAGUACCAGCUGGCCAUGAGGAGGCUGGGCGCAGCCACGCUCACCCCCGUGCAGAAGUUUCGAUGCAGGAAGAGGAACCCGCCGCCGCCCUCGCUCUGUCCUGAGGGCCUCAAAAGCAGGAACUUCCCCAAGGACGUUCGCCAGAAGCUGCACGACUUCGCCUCCAGCGUGGGCACAUACCCCAGCAAGGCCCAGCGGGACACCUUGUCGUCGGAGACAAGCCUGUCAGCCGAGCAGGUGUACAACUGGUUUGCCAACUACCGUCGGAAGCGAAGAGCGCGUCUCCGGGGUGCCGGGCCUGCCCCAGCGACCACCAGCACCCAGGGGGAGGGUCCGGAGCCCCCUCGUCCCUCCGUGGACCCCUGUGCUGACCCUCAGCGUGUGGACAGGCCUCGGGGGCCAGGAGGCCGCAAGGAAGGGGAGCCUGCGUGGGCCCCAGAAGCCUCCCGGGGCCCGUGGGCACCGCUGGCCCCUUGCCCAGACCUUCACAGAGAUGAGAUGCGCUCAGAGCCAGCCGCUCCGAGGUGCCUGCAGGGUGGCGAGAUGUCCCGGGAGGUGCCUGACCGUGACUCUGCCCACUUCGUUCCUGUCUGCCCUGGCCCUGGCCUCUGCCCUCUGGCUGCCAGUGGCAAUGUGGUGGAUCCGUCCCCGGCCGCCCCAGGGUCGUGGCUGAUGUCACUCGCACUGGCGUCCUCCAGAGAAACCUAUUUCCAGACUGGGCAUCCCGCCCACAGCCAGGAGCUGCAGUUCACGGCGCGGGGCCCAGACGCUGCCAUGGCAGGUGGGUCUGCUCGGGGCAGAGCGUUGGUCCCCGCACCCGAGCCUGGCCCGGACCUCAUCUUGUUUGGGGGGCUGCAGAGCCUCCGUCUGUCUGCCCAGGUCUGGUCAAACCCGUGGAAGCUGGUGUUUACGAGCUUCACUCACCCGCCCAGGGGGCCGCUUCUGGAGGAAGGCCCUCGCACCAGUGAUGGGCACGUGAAGCUACAGGCAGGGAGCUUCCUGGUGACACAGACGCCACUGCCGCUUCAGGAAUUCAUCGUCCCCCAGAGCCCCCAAGAGCCGGCGCAGGCUGUGCCCUCCUUCCCCCACCCUGUGUCCACUGUGGAGCUGAGCCCGGCCCUGCCCUCCAGCCAGGUGCAGUGGGCUGAUGAUGGGCAGGCCUCUAACGAUGCCUUUUGGGGAGCACAGAUGCUGUUAGAGUUUUCGGGGGGCAGCCUGGCCUGA